AUGAGAGUCCUCUUUGCUCUUUUUUUGGUGGGAUGUGUGUGCGGUGUACCUCAAGGACUAUGGGUCAGAGUUGGAGACAAAAGCUUCCCACUGGAGGCUGUGAAGCAGCUCAAGAAAAUCAUGGAAUUAGAUGAAAAUCUUGGUUCUCACUCUGACGCACACACUUUCAAGACUGUGUGUGCCAACCCUCUUGUGCCGCAGGUGUUUCGACCAGUGUGCCAAAAGGAUGAAGAAGUAGCCGUUUUCUCAAGUCUAAUGGUUAUAAAUAUGAAUGAGUGUGAGAUAUGUGCCAACCCCGCCUGCGCUGGAUGUGGAUAUUGAGGCUGCCGUCAGC
Maylandia zebra (zebra mbuna) is the source of this 334-nucleotide messenger RNA. NCBI's taxonomy places the organism in Eukaryota, Metazoa, Chordata, Actinopteri, Cichliformes, Cichlidae. The record is from RefSeq and is a predicted model, not a curated record.